AUGACUGUAACUUUGAUCUCCACGCCACCGGCGGUCGUAACGCCCGAACAGACAAUUCAAUUACAAGAUUCUGGACUCAUGCCAGAAAUUGCUCAUCAUGUUCAACCAAAUGUUCGCAUAUUAAUCACUCCCCCUAUGUUUGACGCUAUGCUUGGGAAAGGAACUUUAUAUGUAACCGAAAGGCAACCAUUAGAUGGCACAGGGCCAUGUAUCUAUACACAGUUGGAUAUUGAACCCAAUAGUUUAAGGAGUGCUAAUCAAAUUGAUGCAAUUUUUGAAGCUUUAUCUGAGUGCGCCGCAUUGCAUCCUGACAAAGAAUAUAUGGAAGAGGAUCCAGAUAGUGAAUUUUAUGGCAAUGGAGAUAAUGACGAAUGGAUCACUGCCGCACCAAGUGACGAACAAGAACUAAGUGAAGCAUCACUAGCGUAUUUGGAUUCUAUUAUUGAUCAACCAAAUCUGACAGAACAACAAAGAACAUCCCCAGACACUAAUGAACACGAUAAGGAGAUGUUUGAGGAUGCAGAAGAAUAA
Racocetra fulgida is the source of this 531-nucleotide messenger RNA. The record is from the annotation of a GenBank genome assembly. NCBI's taxonomy places the organism in Eukaryota, Fungi, Glomeromycota, Glomeromycetes, Diversisporales, Gigasporaceae.